GCUCGAUCCGAUCUUUCUCGUGCAUUUACCGAACAGUUCGGUACGCGGAAGCACGAGGAUCGUUGCACAGUGAAAUAUUUCUAUGUUCAUUGGAAUUGAACAACCCAAUUUACCCGUAAGAAUCAACGACGAGUAGCGACAAUAUUCACGAUUGAAAAUAAGAAGAGUGCCGAUCGCCGCGAUUACGCUACUUUCAAAACCGGGUCACUGACCAAUCAAUCUUCUCGAAAACUUCAAUGAUCGCUGUCACAUUAAAUGGUUUGAAACAUGAUCAAGAUCAAGAAUCUUUUCGCAAUGGUUCUCUUGGACUCGUUCGAUCGACCCUGUUUGUAGGUCGUGGAUAACGAUUUUCGAUCGAUCGGUGGUGCUGAAAUUUCAAAAUUUAACAACAAUCGCAGAAUAUUUACAACGAACUCGACUGUGCAAUUUCGCUGACCGGUAUCCCGGAUUUCCAAGUGUUCAAAACUUGAAUCGGGAAUAGAUCGUCGCGCAUUGACGGAUGUCACUGGUUUAUUUAUUCAUCCGCAAAGACGAUUCAGACUUCGGUGAUAAUUCGAUGAGCAACAGUGCUACGCCUAAAUCAUAGCUGCAGAAAAAAUACGUGAGUGAAAUUGUUUCGAGCUCGAGACUGUUAAAACUUACCACGAGGGAAAAUUGGCGCUCGUUUGCGCGCGCUUGUCCGUUCUCAAGCGAAAGUAUAAUAGAGGGCAGCCACGACUUUUGCCGCCGAUCAAUCUUUUUUGCAGAAGAAUCUAGAAUUCGCUACAAUGGUCGCGAAGGAAGCUAUCGUGGUGAGAAAUGCCACGAAACAGUACGACAGUGGGACAAAGAUCAUCGAUGGCUUGAAUAUGACUGUUUCAAGAGGAUCGAUCUACGGGCUGCUGGGUCCCAGUGGAUGUGGAAAAUCGACUCUCCUGACUUGCGUCGUUGGUAUACGGAAAUUCAACAGUGGAGAUCUGUGGGUUCUUGGGGGACAGCCAGGAACUCGUGGAUCUGGAAUUCCGGGGCCUCGGGUGGGCUACAUGCCCCAAGACAUUUCGUUGGUCGGCGAGUUCACGGUGAUCGGUGCUCUCUUUUACUUCGGAAGGAUAAAUGGCCUCGAUGAUGACACAAUCGAGGAACAGUUCGCUUUCCUCACGGAUCUCUUCCAAUUACCAUCACGAAAUCAAUUAGUAAAAAACUUGAGUGGCGGCCAACAAAGGAGAGUUUCAUUCGCGGCUGCGCUCAUACACGAUCCGGAAUUGUUGAUUCUAGACGAGCCUACUGUAGGACUUGACCCGAUUUUGAGGGAGAAUAUUUGGAAUUUUUUGGCAGACAUUGCGAAAACGAGGGGAACAACGAUCGUGAUAACGACUCAUUACAUCGAAGAAACGAAGCUCGCGGACAAAAUCGGGCUUCUGAGGGGCGGCCAAUUGUUGGCUGAAUCUUCGCCGAGUCAAUUGCUUGCCGAGUUUCAAUGUGAACAUUUGGAAGAUGCUUUUUUGCUUCUGAGUGAGCGCCAAAAAGAAAACCAGGAAAGGGGCAUCAGAUCGCCUGCAUUCGUGGGCGAUACCGAUGACGAUGCCAAUGUGUCGGCAGAAAAUAAUAACAUAGAAAAUGGAAAAGCAUCAUUUCCAGCGACGCAAAAACGCCGAUCCGGAAACUUCACCGCCUUGAAAUUCAAAGCUCUUAUGAUAAAGAACUUUUUGCAAUUCGUACGACAUCCUGGGACUUUCCUUUUUGCCAUAGUUCUACCGCUCUUCCAAACCUUUAUCUUUUUCAACGCGAUUGGAAACGACCUUCAGGGACUUCGACUGGCAGUUGUAAACAACGAAGCAGGGAAUUGCAGCGGGGGAACAUACAACGGAAGUGUCUCUUUCGUAUCGAACAACGAAACCUGCGAUUUUGUCGAUAUCAGUUGCCGCUUUCUCAACGGUUUCAACAAGGCCGUCGCUCAAAAUGAAUUUUACGACAAUAUUGAAGAGGCUACCCAGGCUGUUAAAAACGGUAAGGGAGCGGGUACGAUAUUGAUCGCGAGCAACUUUUCUAAAGCCUUGACGCUGAGGAUGGAUGGUGAGAUAUUUGAUACUACGGAGGAGUUUGCUGCAGCGGAAAUCGAAGUAUCUUUGGACAUGGGAAACCGACAAAUUGGACUUUUCGUAGAGGAACGUUUGGCCGAAAAUUUCGUUAAUGUUUUUGAAAACAUCGUACAGGAGUGCAAUCUGCCAAAAAAAUUGGCGAAUUUACCGAUUCGAUUUGAAGAGCCAAUAUUUGGGACCAAGCAUCAAAAGUACUCGAGCUCAAUGGGACCCGGAUUUUUAAUGACCGUAGUAUUUUUCCUGGCAACAUCAGUUUCCUCUUCCAUUAUAAUAGCUGAUCGUCACGAAGGCAUUUGGGAUCGGAGUUUAGUACAAGGAGUGACGACUGUAGAGAUACUGACCUCGCAUCUGUUGACUCUGGUGUCCCUUAUACUUAUCCAAGUUAUACUGACUCUCGUUAUGAGCAUCGGGCACUUUGGCCUUGAAUGUCGCGGCUCUUUGUUGAUCGUAGGCCUCCUCUUGUUUUUCACUGGAUUUUGUGGAUUGUGUUACGGCUUUCUUAUUUCCAUAGUCUCUUCUUCUCAGACUCUAGCCAAUUACAUAUCCACUGGAAGCUUCUAUCCCGCCAUAUUACUUUGCGGUUGUUUAUGGCCCCUCGAAGGUAUGCCGAAGGUUUUAAGAUGGGUGAGUUUUUUAAUCCCGACGACACUGCCAUCGCUGGCAUUGCGUGGAUUGAUGGACAAGGGUUAUACGGUUGAUGAUCCGUCGGUGUACACCGGCUUUUUGAUAGUUGCGGCGUGGAUUGCAGUGCUGUUAGGUGUGAGUUUCUUCUGUAUAAGAUCGAAAGCCGGUUGAUCUUUUAAGUAAAUAUCGAAUGAUCGCGUGUUUGGUUUUAUUUAGAUAAUUUUGUAUCGCAGAAAAUAUUCGUUUGUUCCCGAAGCUCGUUAACUGCUGGAUAGGACCGAAUUUAAUUGCGUAUACGGGAUGUUUCUGAUACAGGGUUUUACAGUGUAAGGGUUUGGGGGAGAAAGGGAAACGUCCUAACCUCAAAAGUUAACGAGCACGUCGUCGAGGCUUCCUCGUCAAGAGUCGUGUCGUUUUUUCUCUCAUUUUUUCUUGCUUGUAUAUCAUUACGCUUUUAGACGUAACGGUUCCAAAACGGUCAUGAACGCACUCUCACACUAGCACGCACAUACACACACGUAAAGUAAAAACGAAUUCGAAAGCGUCAGCUGCGAACCAUAAAUCGUAAUCGCAAACGUCGGGAAAAAAAUUCAUCAUCCUUCUAGUCAAAGGUCGAAAUGUUAACGUGUGUGCGUGAGAAUUUUUUAUCCGCGUCCCGUUCAGCAACUUACAAAAGAAGCAGUAGUCCACAUUCUUUUUAUUCGCAAGGAAAUUAUUACCGAAAUUGAUGAAUUACAGAGCGAGGUUUAAAAAAAUGUUCCGUUUCAAAAGCUCUAUUGAAAGCGUGUUUGUUUCAUUUUUUAUAAAUAUCGAUCAUUAGGCGCAAUUAAUAAAAAAUAUAUUAAAAUAAUCGAGCCUCAUCGGCUGCGUCAAAAGUCAGCAAAUUUCCUCUAUGGAAAGAAUCUUGUGAACAAAUAAAUUUUAUAAACGCAUUUUUUCGUUCGACUGUGUAAAAAAAUGAUCAAAAUGGAUUUGUUAAAAUUGAAACAUGAUCGCUCACGAAAAGUAAAUAUUACGAGAGAAAAUGCAUUGGGAAAUUUCCAAUUUCAAUGAAAGAAAUCCGGUUCAAAUUCGUCGUGAACAAUUGAGUUUUUUUUCUAUCGCUAAAAGUAAUAAAUUCUCGUCCGUCAUAAACUUUUAAUGUCACAUGGACUAUGGAAACGUUCAAGGCAACAAUUCUGACAAAUAUUCUUCGUAAACGUCAGUAGAAUUUUUCCUCGCCUUAAUACGAGCAUAUUAUAUUAUAUUUUUAUAAUGGUGAACAUUCCAGCAGGCUUGCAACGAACUCUCUACUUUUCGGAGUGUAGAAUUUGUGAUAUCUUGAUAUUGUCGUGUGUGUUACAAAUGUAAAUAAAUUAUUUUCAAAGAAUGAAUAAAAAAAUAUACGAAACUCGAA
Venturia canescens is the source of this 4098-nucleotide messenger RNA. Its product is annotated as ABC transporter G family member 23-like. The record is from RefSeq and is a predicted model, not a curated record. Gene Ontology annotation, molecular function: ATP binding; ATP hydrolysis activity; ABC-type transporter activity. Bases 768 to 2873 code for a protein of 701 amino acids. The transcript has 14 exons. Lineage: Eukaryota; Metazoa; Arthropoda; Insecta; Hymenoptera; Ichneumonidae. Gene Ontology annotation, cellular component: membrane.